AUCGGUUCUUCUGUGAGGAGAACAGGAGGCAGAAACAUCAGUCGGUAGUAGCGUAGUGUGAACACAACAGCUCGUUUCUUGGACUCAUCUCUCAUCAGGCUUCUCGCUGCCGUGAUCCCGCUCGAAGCAAUGCAGUCGCGCACGCACAUAGACGAUCUUCCUAACGACGUUCUUGCUAGAAUACUAUGGCACUACGGGCAGAUAGCGCCUCCGAAAUCAAACAGCGACGUCUUUUGGGACCCCGAUUCCCUCAACCCGAACUUUCGGAGUCGCUCCAUAUCUGCAAGCUAUUCAGAUGAUAAGUACAAUCGUCAAGAGAAGAAGGAGAUUCCGUUAGAAGAUACUCGUAUGGAGAAAACCCCGUUAGAAGCACCUCCCGCUUCAGCUAAUGCUCACCGGAUCUUCCGCCUCGCGUCCGUCUGCCGUCGCUGGCGCCGCGUUUCCCAUCGUUACGUCUCGACCCUACUCAUCGGCGAAAAUCUCGUCGUUUCUCGCCGGGACCUCGCGAAUGCCGUCGCAUCUUUCGCGAACCUCACCCAUCUCCACCUGUGCGACGGCAGCGUGGAAACCCUCGACGACGCGUUCCUCGCUCACCUCGCCACGUCAUGCGGGCCUAAGCUAACAAUCCUCCACGUGGGAAGCGGAUCCGCGCCGGCGAUAGCGUACGUCGGGAGGAAAGACGAGCACCCGAUCACAGACGUUGGCCUGGACCUAUUCUUUCAGCAGUGCACUCAGCUGGAGCAGCUGUCGCUCUUCUGCCUUCACGGUGACGUGGACUUACCCUCUUCGUUCUACCGGCUAUCAAAUCUCCAUACCCUCGCGCUCACCAACGCGGCGACGCUCGACGCUCCGGAAUUUCCGAACCUCACGUCGCUCACGAACCUCCAUAUCGUGGCCUCCAAAGUCACCUACAAGCAGCUCGCGAAUCUCGCUCGCCUCCCCAGCAUCACGCGACUAUCCCUCUCAGACGACACCUACUCGCAUCCCGGCGGGUUCGGCUGGGCCGGGCUCGACAUCUCUCUGCUGCCAUCGCUGAGGUCGCUCAAAUUCGACCAGUUUUUCCCGGCGAAAGGGACGUUUACGCGCCUCGAACGGCUAGACAUCCUCGAGUCGUUCGCGUCGUAUAUCAUCCCUGACGAAAUCGGUAACCUGCUGCCGUGCCUUCGCGAGCUGUCCAUUCGCCGCUGCUCGCGUCUGACCCACCUCCCCGAAACCCUAACCUCUCUCUCUCGCCUGGAGACCCUCCGAGUCUCCACGUGCCGCUUGCUUUCCAGCCUGCCCGAGAAUCUCGGGCACCUUCGCGCGCUGAAAACCCUGGUUCUGGAGGGAUUAGCGGCUCUGGAGGAUCUCCCAGACUCCAUCUGCGAGCUCUCCUCCCUGGAAUCUUUCCUCCUGAUAGAAUGCCCGGAAAUCCCCGAGCUGCCCACAGAAUUCUCCCGCCUCACAGCCCUCAAAACCCUCUCCCUGGAAAAUCUGGAGCUAGAGUCCCUUCCAGAGAACAUUGGGGAGCUUCCCAACCUGCAGACGAUUUUUCUGGGCGGACGGUACCUGUCAGCGGAAAUUUCGCCGUCGUUCACGCAGCUGACGUCACUCACACGGCUGGAACUGCACGGGUGCAUGAUACAGGAGCUUCCACAGGACUUAGGGAACCUGGGUAACCUCCGGGAGUUACACAUCCGCUCCUGCCGCCUCCUCAGGGAGAUCCCAGAGUCCCUGAUUCGCCUCACGAGCCUGGAAACCCUAAUCAUUGCUGACGAGGAUAAGGAUCUUUCCGGGUUCUUGCUGAUCCCGAGGAGUCUGGACAAUCUUGGGAGGCUCAAACGGCUGGAGGUGUCCGGGUGGGGGUAUCCGAGCGAGCCGUCGGAGUGCCUGCCGCCCUCCCUUGAGGUGCUGAGACUGAGGGGGCGGUCCUACCAGGCGACUGACAUUGCCAGGGUUGCCCUGCUGCCGAAUUUGAGAAGCUUGAGCUUGAAGCCGGUUGCUGCUGGGACAAGACUGGCUGGGGGAGGCCUGGCUGGGGAAAGCCUGGCUGGGGGAAGCCUGGCUGGGACGAGCCUAGCUGGGAGUAGCCUAGUUGGGGGUAGCCUAGUUCGGAGUAGCCUGGAUGGGAGAUGUCUAGCAUGGGAAAGCCUAGCUGGGGAAAGCCUAGCUGGGGAAAGCCUAGCUGGGGAAAGCCUAGCUGGGGAAAGCCUAGCUGGGGAAAGCCUAGCUGGGGAAAGCCUAGCUGGGGAAAGCCUAGCUGGGGAAAGCCUAGCUGGGGAAAGCCUAGCUGGGGAAAGCCUAGCUGGGGAAAGCCUAACUGGGGAAAGCCUAGCUGGGGAAAGCAUAGCCGGGGAAAGCAUAGCCGGGGAAAGCAUAGCUGGGGAUAGCCUGGUCGGGACAAGCCUAGCUGGUGGCCGAAUCUUCCCGUGCCUGCAGCACCUGGAGCUGACCUUACAGGAUGAUGCAGUGGAGAUCCCUUUGUCCCUGGAGCUUCUCCCUCUGCUGCACACCCUCUCAAUCCGCGGGGCAGCAGGGUUGAGAAGGCUCCCAGGGAAUCUUGGGUCCACUCUGCAGCAUCUGCGGCAGCUGCAGUUAGAGAAUGCAGGGGAGCUGGAGUCACUGCCAGAAAGCAUCACUCAACUGCAGCAGCUGCAGCAGCUGCGGAUAGAGAAUGUGGGGAAGCUGGAGUCGCUGCCAGAAAGCGUUACUCAGCUGCAGCAGCUGACUUCCCUGGAGGUUUCCGAGGCUCCCAAGCUGGCUUCUCUUCCCAAGGGCAUCGGCGCGUUAUCGAGGCUAAGGGAACUCACCCUGAAUGAAUGUCCCGGCGUAGAGUACCUACCAGCAUCUCUCACGCAACUCGCAUGUCUGACGCAUCUCAGUCUUCUGAACAGCUCUAUUCGUUUCCUGCCGGGUGGGUUCAUUCAGCUCACCCAGCUGCGGAGCUUGUCCCUGCACGGUUGUGAGCGGUUGGAGGCGUUUCCGGAGAGUUUUACAGCGCUGACGAUGCUCCGCGUUCUGGAUGUGACGAAGUGCGCGCAUUUGUUGGAGGGUGAUGGGGUCAUCAAAACCCUCAAGGCACGGGAGGUUUUCCGGGUGUACGGGCUGAGGAUCCACGGGUUGCACUAGCGGCUGCAGCAGGUGGCGUGCUACAGCAGGUGGGCAGGAGGUGUGGGUUGAGGCAGGGGGGAGGUGUGGGUUGAGAUGGGGGAGGUGUGGGUUGAGAUGGGGGAGGUGUGGGUUGAUACACUUUUGAGGCGCCAAGAGAUCGACUCUAAGCUUCGAGGAGGUUGUAUUGGAGGAGAUGGUGCUGCGGCAGCAGAUGGGGAGGAGGUGUGAGUUUGAGCUAAGGAGUAGGUGUGGGUUUGACCAAGGAUGUUCGAAUAAUGGAAUGAACUAGAUUGUGCCAUAUAGGGAGGUUUUGUGCUAUGGUGUU
Messenger RNA from Closterium sp. NIES-67, 3415 nucleotides. The record is from the annotation of a GenBank genome assembly. Lineage: Eukaryota; Viridiplantae; Streptophyta; Zygnematophyceae; Desmidiales; Closteriaceae.